GAAAUUUUGAAACCUAUGAUUUCCUACCGAUCCCAGACAAGUGCUUCCUUAAAAUUCACUGUUUUGAACCCCAAAGGACGCAUCUGGACCAUGAUAGCUGGUGGUGGUGCAAGUGUUAUUUAUGCUGAUACUGUUGGAGACUUGGGUUAUGCAUCAGAACUUGGGAAUUAUGCAGAGUAUAGUGGUGCUCCUAAUGAGGAAGAGGUGUUGCAAUAUGCUAGGGUUGUCAUUGAUUGUGCCACUGCAAAUCCUGAUGGUCGUAAAAGGGUUCUUCUCAUAGGAGGUGGCAUAGCUAAUUUCACUGAUGUUGCUGUUACUUUUAAUGGAAUUAUUAGAGCACUAAGGGAGAAGGAAUCCAAGCUAAAAGCAGCGAGAAUGCAUAUUUAUGUGAGAAGCGGUGGUCCAAACUAUCAGACUGGUUUGGCAAAGAUGCGUGCCCUGGGUGAGGAACUAGGGGUUCCUCUGGAGGUUUUUGGGACUGAGGCAACAAUGACUGGAAUAUGCAAGCAAGCAAUUGAGUGCAUCAUGUCUGAGGCAUAAGAUCCCAUCUUAAUUUGAAUUUUUGUAUAUGUGCAAGAGUCUUUUUAACAUGUUUGUGAAGAGAGUGAGUUAUUUAUCGAAGUUUCGUAAGGGGAGACUGGGAUUGGAUUGUUUUAAUGUAUAAUGUAUAAGUUCUGAAAACAGUUACUGCUGCAAACCUGCUUGCCUUGUAUUUCAUCAACUUAUAUAUAUUAGCGACCUUGAAAGGUCUGGUUUAAUUUUCCUGUC
This is a messenger RNA of Camellia sinensis, 768 nucleotides long. RefSeq names its product ATP-citrate synthase alpha chain protein 2-like. The record is from RefSeq and is a predicted model, not a curated record. Lineage: Eukaryota; Viridiplantae; Streptophyta; Magnoliopsida; Ericales; Theaceae.